Cetraspora pellucida is the source of this 2522-nucleotide messenger RNA. The record is from the annotation of a GenBank genome assembly. NCBI's taxonomy places the organism in Eukaryota, Fungi, Glomeromycota, Glomeromycetes, Diversisporales, Gigasporaceae.
CCGUAUCGAAAGCUAUUGUUAAAUGCGUACUUUCCGGAGAUACGCUAAUCAUUCGUGGCAAACCUACCGGAAACCAACCUCCACGAGAAAAGCAAAUUAGUCUGGCUUAUAUUCAGGCCCCGAGGAUGGGAAACCAGAAAAAAGAUGAUGAACCUUUUGCAUUCGAAUCUCGGGAAUUUCUUCGUUGUCAGAUCGUGGGUAAAGAAAUUACAUUUCGCAUAGACUACACUAUUCCUACUACCAAUAGAGAAUAUGGAUCAGUAUUUUUAGGGAGUGAAAACAUCACCCAAUUGAUUGUAAGAGAGGGAUGGGCAAAAGUUAGAGAAGAUGGACGUAAGAAUAAAGAUGAUAGUAGGGGUGAAGAAGUAAAUAAUCUUAGUGCGUUGGAGAAUACUGCGCAAGGUGCAGGUAAAGGAAUAUGGGGAGAUAAAGACAAGUAUUCUCGCAAUGUCAAUUAUACCUUACAAGAGGAUGCUCGAACGUAUUUGAACAAAUAUAAAGGUUUAAAAAUUGAUGGCAUCAUUGAACAAGUACGAGAUGGAUCUAGUCUUCGCGUCUUGUUCAUUCCUCCAGCACCUGCGCCCCAACAAUAUCUAAAUAUAAACAUAUCCGGCAUAAAAGCCCCUACCGUACGGAAGGACAUCCCAGAUGUAGAAGACCUUGUGGAACCUUAUGGCGAAGAGGCGAAAUAUUUUGUUGAAUCAAGAUUGUUACAAAGGAAUGUAAAGGUGAUAUUAGAGGGGCUGUCUGGAAACAACCAAACCUUCUAUGCUACCAUUUUGCAUCCUGCAGGAAAUAUUGCAGAAUCUCUUGUUGCUGUAGGUUUGGCCAAAGUUGCAGAUUGGAGUAUUACCGUAGUUACAGAUGGUCCAAUUAAAUUGCGCGAGGCUGAAAAGAAAGCCAAGGAAAAGAGACUACGCCUUUGGCAAGACCACGUUGUUAGAAGUAAAGCUGGAGGCGAUGAUCAUGAUUUUGAAGGCAUUGAUCCUAAAUGUCCAGAAUAUAAUUUUGAAGCUAAAGAAUUCUUACGAAAAAAAUUAAUUGGUAAACCUGUCAGAGUAAUUAUUGACUAUCAAAAGCCUGCUUCUGAAGGAUAUGAAGCAAAGGAAUGUGCUACGAUUAAACUUGGGGAGUUCAAUCCAGCGGAGGCUCUUAUCGAACGAGGAUUGGCACAUAUCAUUCGACACAAAAGGGAUGACGAAGAUCGCUCUAGCUGUUAUGACCAACUUUUAAUAGCCGAUCAAAACACGAAAGAGCCGCCAGUUUACAGAAUCAGUGAUGUUUCAGAGGCAUGUUCUUCAUCAAAAGCUCGUCAAUUUUUACAUUCUUUGCAACGAUAUGGUCGCGUUCCCGGUGUUAUUGACUUCGUAAAUAACGGAUCAAGAUUUAAGAUUUAUAUCCCUAAAGAAAGUUAUAAGCUAACGUUUGUACUUAGUGGCAUACGCUGUCCUCGACCUGGUCGUACUCCUACAGAUAAAUCCGAGCCAUUUGCUACCGAAGCACUUGAGUUUGCGACACGUAAAGUGUUACAACGCGAUGUCGAGAUAGAAGUGGAAAAUGUUGAUAAAGUGGGCGGAUUUAUAGGUUCAUUGUGGUUAAAUAAGACUGAAAAUUUUGCAACAUUGCUACUUCAAGAGGGUCUUGCAACUGUUCAUUCGUUCAGUGCUGAUCAAAGCCCUUAUUCUAGGGAACUAUAUGCUGCUGAGCAAAUUGCUAAGGACGAAAAGAAAAAUAUUUGGUCAUUUCAAGAUUCAGGUCUUAUAAGUGAAACAAAUGACACAGCAACUGCUGAUGAAGCUGAACCUCGUAAAGAAUAUGUGGAUGUUGUAGUUUCAGAAAUCGUUUCAGGAGGGCAUUUUUAUGUUCAAGUUGUCAAUGAUAGCAACAUUCGUAAUUUGGAAAAGAUGAUGUCUGACUUUGGAUUUCAUCAUAAGAGCACUACCGCAAUAUCUAAUUUUGAUAAGAUAAAAACAGGGCAAAUAGUUAGUGCUCAAUUUACUGAGGAUGACCAAUGGUAUCGUGCCAGAAUAAGAAAGAAUAUUCCUGAGAAAGAAAGCGUAGAAGUUGUAUAUAUUGAUUAUGGAAAUUCAGAAACGAUUCCAGUAUCCCGAAUUCGGUCGAUUCCCGAUAAUUUUAAGCAAUUACCUCCACAUGCGUACGAGGCAAUGCUUUCUUUUUUGAAAGUACCAGACCGCGAGGCUGACUAUGGCGGCGAAGCCUACGAAAGACUACGAGACUUUGUUGAUUCAAAACAGCUUGUUGCAAACAUCGAUCAUCGAGAUAAUAAUGUACUCCAUCUUACUUUAUAUGAUCCAGCACAAUCCGAAUCGUCCGAUGCGUCAAUCAAUGCUGAAAUGGUUCGUGAUGGAUUAGGAUUGGUAAAUAAUAAAUUGCCAUAUAUCAAAAAAUAUUCGAAUUUGGUUAAGAAAUUGCUUGAGGUACAGGAACAAGCAAAGAAGGAUAGGGUGGGAAUGUUCGAGUAUGGCGACGUUACCGCUGAUGAUGAUGAAAGAGAUUAUUAA